AUGGUGGAUGGCGGUGAGGUGGACGGGACAGUGCCGCCGGAUGAGGCAUGGCUGGGGAGCUGGGCGAACGAGCUCGAGCACUUCCUCCCCGGCAUCCUGUUCCCCCUGAAGGUGAUGCCCGAGCCGGUGCCGAUGCAGGACAGCUUCGAAAGCGAGCGGGAGGCCAAAGCGGAGAUGGAAGAUGAUGACGUGGAUGCCGACUGCCAGCAAGAGGAGGCAGAGGCAGCCGCGCGCAUGGAGAUGGCCCUGACCCAGCGGCAGGCGGCAGAUUACCAGCAGUGGGAACGGGCUGAGGUGGACCGUGAGCUCAAACGGGCACAGCCGAGGGUGGGCGGGUCUGGAAAGAGGUGCCGUAUGACGGUGGAAGUGGCUACGGGGAGCAAUGAUGUGCCCGACAAUCCACCGCCUACGCAGAGCUCGACCCAGAUGGCCCAGGCGAACUCGGUUCCGAACGUCCUGCAGUUCCUGGAGUUUGCCGAGUAUGACGAUAUCUACCGCAGGUGGAAAGCCGGUGAGUUGAGUACAGUGGCAGUGGAGCAGCAGUAUGGCCAGGAAGUGGCGGAGCUGGUGAUGACUCACGAUGCCGUGGCGGAGCAAGAUGUGGACACCCUUACAGGAUGUCCCCGUGGUGAGGGCGUUGCUGUUCCGCAGGAUCGACAGGAUGAUCAGUCCGUGGGAUUGUCGAAUGCGUCCACUCUCCUACUGUCCUAUUGCCGUGAAGGGGCGCUGGAGCCGGGACAUGUGGACGAAUGCUUCAACGACAUGCAGCCCAACGCACCUGUGGAGGGUGGGGAGUGUCCGGCCGAAGCAGAAGCUCGUGCAGACGGUGAGGAAGCAG
Molecule: messenger RNA, 838 nt
Organism: Symbiodinium sp. CCMP2456
Lineage: Eukaryota; Dinophyceae; Suessiales; Symbiodiniaceae
Source: the annotation of a GenBank genome assembly